Messenger RNA from Paramecium octaurelia, 352 nucleotides. The record is from the annotation of a GenBank genome assembly. NCBI's taxonomy places the organism in Eukaryota, Ciliophora, Oligohymenophorea, Peniculida, Parameciidae.
AUGUAUUGUGUACAAGAGUAGGUUGGAGAGUUGUAUAAGAUUUUGUCUUUAUCCAAUGAGGUUGAUGUUGUAGUCCUCCCUAUCCUCAUAGAGACAUUAAAAAAGGAGAGAAUUUAAGACUGCCUAAAAUUUCUCUAAGAAGAUCAAAACAAAUUCCUUUUAGAAAUAAAGAGUUAAAAGAUAGAAAACUAAUCUCUGCUUGAAAAAGUAUAGACUCUUAAUGGAGAGAAGAACAUUAAGAUAAUAACAGGUGUCCUCAAAACAUUUAAGGAUCAUGACUUUAAUACACAGAAUUACUCUAUGAAUGAUUAUGAAGAAUUUAAAAAGAUCUAAUCAAAAAAAUAUCAUUGAA